This is a messenger RNA of Rhagoletis pomonella (apple maggot), 1743 nucleotides long. RefSeq lists its product as uncharacterized. NCBI's taxonomy places the organism in Eukaryota, Metazoa, Arthropoda, Insecta, Diptera, Tephritidae. The transcript has 3 exons. Bases 279 to 1511 code for a protein of 410 amino acids. The record is from RefSeq and is a predicted model, not a curated record.
GUGAUUUUUUAUAAUUUUUCGAAAAUUCACAUCAAAACUGAAACUGAACUGAAAUAAUUCAGUCAGUCACUCAGUCAGUAAUAGCCCUCGUACCACUAGGACAUUAGUUCGUGUGCAAGUAGACGAUUUACAUCAACAUUUCGGCCAACAAUACAUAUAGGAACUGCAACAGGACAACAACGAGAUUUCACUAUAAUUAUCAGGAAAAAAUUGCAAAUAAAAUUGUAAAAGGCCAGGAGAUUACAACUAUCCAUAGCCACGUACCAAGCAUAUAUAUAAUGUCCUUUGAAGCAAACCUUUAUCGUCAAUUUGAUUUACCUCGGGAGCAAGCAUCCGAAGCAGAAAAACAAGAAGCUCAAGAGCUACCUUCAACAUCAAAACAACGCUUGCCAACAGCAGAGCCUUUUGAACUAUCACCACCGGUACCGCACCCCAGCUACCCUCGCUUACUUCCAGAAAAACAAGAAGCUCAUGAGCUACCUUCGACAUCAAAACAACGUUUGACAACACCGGAGCCUAUUGAACUAUCCCCUCGGGUAGCACACACCAGCUAUCCUCUCUCACUUCCAGGGAAACAAAGCCAGAACAGCUGGAGCAGUCAAACACUUUUCCCUGCACCAAUACUGCAAUCCAGCACGCCAGUAGCACACGGUACAGCCAAUCACAUAUCCAGCAAACGCACACAGCGAGCCAAUCAACCCGCUCUCAAUACGUUCGCCUACAAUCUCGUUCAACAAAUUGUCCAAACGGUAGGUGAACUUGAAAAUACGCUGUUGGAAGAUCAGCAGAGCGAUUUCAAUUUGCGUUUGGCUUACGAACGCCAAACAGAAAAACUUAAGAAUAUGUGUCAGUCCUUGGAUAAUGAAAAAGCGCGUAAUGUACGACUGAUGGAGUUAAUUCGUGGUGUUGAGCUAUCUACUUCGACGGAAGAUGAGGAACCGGAUUAUGCGCUUUCACGAUGUGGUGCUACGGAACGUUGGUCACGAGCAUCAGAUGUAUAUGAAUCGAUAAGCCCGCUGUUGUUGCAACAGAGAUAUGAUGAACUCUGCAAUUCAUACAAACAAUGCCGGCGCCAACUUAUAAAAAAGGAAAAGCUUCUCAAAUUAAGUCGUUGUGAAACCGAGACUGCAAAAGCGCGUUACGACAAUCUACUCGAUGAAUAUCAAAUUGAACAAAAACGUUUUGAACAUGUGUGCUUAAUGUAUCUACAAUUGCAAGCAAAGAAGAAUUUUGAGCUCCAACGCCUACGUGACGCUCUUAACAGCGCGAUCGAGUGUAUAGUGAGUGCAGAGAAACUAAUCGAUUGCUUGGAUGAAGAGACGAUUACAUUGUAUAUGAAUCGAAAUAUCACCAACUUAUGUGACGAGAAUGAUUUUUACAACGACCACAAGACCGACACUAUGGAAACGGACCAUAUUGCAGCAUUUAAACAAAAUUUUGAGUUAUUUAUGAAGUCUUUGCGUCUCUGCCAGAGGGCUCAAAAAGUAGCAGAAACCAAUACAAAUCAAUGAAUGCUAUGCAUGGCCACCAUCGGAGGUGCCGUAUUGGCAAUAGGAUUCAUCAUUACAUAUUUGAGUGUACAUAUGUGUAAAUAAAUAUAUAAUUAGAGAAAUAUUUCAACAAAGAUUUUAUAGAGGAAAAAAAUAUAUAUUUUAUAUGAAUAUACCAACUUUUAUACGGCGGGUAUAUUGCAACAUUUUUUGCCAACAAUUACAAAUAUUUUCUUUUUGCGAGCGCAGUUUU